GAAUUUCGAUCCUUUAUUGAUUUUAUACGGUUUACAUAAUCGGAUAUUUUUGAGGGAAUUAAAAUGAGUUUCGUAAAGAGUUAUUUAAACGUUCUGACCAAUGCUGGAAGGAUCAUCAAGCAGAAUGGAGGAAUCCUGGGCUGCGUCCGUACACUCUACAGAAUGGAUGACUUGAAAUGGGGUACUUGCAUUGGAGAGGAUAAAUAUGGAAACAAAUACUACGAGAAUAACUAUUAUUUCUUCGGUCGAAACAGAUGGGUAGACUACGCCCAUCACGUCCACAUGAACUACGAUGGCUCCCAGGUACCCCCUGAGUGGUUUGGCUGGUUGCACUACAAAACUGAUCUUCCACCACACAAAGACCCAAGCAGACCUCAGUACAAAUGGAUGAUUGAUCACCGGAUGAACCCGUCAGGUACUAAGGAUGCUUACAUGCCCUACAGCACGACUAGGACCAAGAUCGAGCCAUGGAAGCCACCUCAGUGCUGAAUAAGCAACAAUCAGCAGUAGAUUCUGUAUUAUCAAUCCAAAAUUUAUAAAAUUUAAUAUUCGUCGAGUCGUCCAGAUGUAUUGGACAUAUGUUCCAUGUAAAUAAAUCGUCGGUCUGCAA
Messenger RNA from Diachasmimorpha longicaudata, 610 nucleotides. RefSeq names its product NADH dehydrogenase [ubiquinone] 1 alpha subcomplex subunit 12 (gene ND-B17.2). The record is from RefSeq and is a predicted model, not a curated record. Lineage: Eukaryota; Metazoa; Arthropoda; Insecta; Hymenoptera; Braconidae. The transcript has 3 exons. The coding region runs from base 64 to 489 and encodes 141 amino acids. Gene Ontology annotation, biological process: response to oxidative stress; mitochondrial respiratory chain complex I assembly. Gene Ontology annotation, cellular component: membrane.